AUGGCAUUGGGAAUGUCACCUUUCAAGAUGGUGUAUGGGAAAUCAUGCCACCUACCUGUGGAGUUAGAGCAUAAGAAAUAUUGGGCUAUCAAUAAGCUUAAUUUUGAUGUACAACUAGCUAGGGAGCAACGAUUACUCAAUCUGAAUGAAAUAGAAGAAUUUAGAUCACAAGUACAUGAAAAUGCUAAGAUUUUCAUGGAAAAAACCAAGAAGUGGCAUGAUCGAAUGCUUUUUCCAAGGCAUUUUCAUAUUGGACAGCAGAUGCUCCUCUUCAACUCCAGGGUGAAGCUUUUUCCUGAUAAACUAAACUCACGAUGGUCCAGACCCUUUGAAGUACACCAUGUCUACCCUCAUGAUGAUGUUGAUAUCAGUAAUAUAUAUGAUGGGACCAUUUCCAAAAUUAACUGUCAACGUCUGAAAGCUUAUCGAGGAGCUCCACCCUUGCGUGACAAAUCGACACUCUUCUUGCAAGGUGCCUGA
Hibiscus syriacus is the source of this 480-nucleotide messenger RNA. RefSeq lists its product as uncharacterized. The record is from RefSeq and is a predicted model, not a curated record. NCBI's taxonomy places the organism in Eukaryota, Viridiplantae, Streptophyta, Magnoliopsida, Malvales, Malvaceae. Bases 1 to 480 code for a protein of 159 amino acids. The transcript has a single exon.